Manduca sexta (tobacco hornworm) is the source of this 1785-nucleotide messenger RNA. RefSeq lists its product as uncharacterized. The transcript is spliced from 11 exons. The record is from RefSeq and is a predicted model, not a curated record. NCBI's taxonomy places the organism in Eukaryota, Metazoa, Arthropoda, Insecta, Lepidoptera, Sphingidae. The coding region runs from base 162 to 1565 and encodes 467 amino acids.
UUAAUGGGGCGCCCGUUAGUAGGUAGAUGUAGCGGCGCGACGGGCCGCGGAUAGGCAGGUCCUGAGUUCAUUUGCUCUAGUUGGGCAACACUCGAAUUUAUACCACAAUUUCUGUGCAAUGUCCCGACUCUAGAUUAGAAUAGGAAAAGAGCAGUUAGAGUAUGAGAAGACAAAAUGUACAUACAGUAAAUAUGUUUCAUAGUAUCUUUACCACUAUUUUUCUAGAUAUAAAAAAGUACUACCAACCCAAAGUUCGUUACGGUGAAUACUUGCAACAAAUGUAUGUGCCAUUCUAUAGCAGCACUCCUUCGACCUCAAAAAAAAAAGGGAAACCGUCACCCCUAGGAUAUAAGUUUAGAGUAAGGAGUAAGGAGAGCUACGAAAAAUUGUGUAAAGAUCAUGCUUUCAUGAUUAAAAGGAAAGAAAGAAACAAAAAAGAAAAACAAACUGAGAGAGUAUGUACUUACAAAUUUUGGGAACCCCCAAAUGCACUACGUAAUAGUGAUGCGAAGAAUGCAGCAAUAGCUAUUAAACAACGAAUGAUCAGACAAAAAGCUAAAGUUAAACAUAAAUCACUUUACAAAAAUAUACAAUACCAUGUCGGAGGCGUUUCAUUUAGUGGAGGAACACCCGUUUAUUUAUUAAAUAAUGUGGCCUUAUUACCCACCGGGUAUAUGCUAAUUCACGGCGGCAUAGUCUACUAUAACGGUGAAAAUAUAACUUGCAUACAAGGUUUUUGGAAAUAUCCCAGAGAAGUAAAAGUACAAUGCGAAGAAACUUGCGACUGCGUUUCUAAAUGGGAAAAUGUGAUCAUGGGAUAUUUAAAAGAAUCAAAGUGUAAAUGCGGUCACUUGUAUGAUUAUUAUAAUGAAGGCAAAGUGAAAGAAAAGUUCUUUCAUCCCCCAACGAAAAGUGGAACGUUUUGGAUGGAUAAUGCCAAAGUUUUCCAAUCUGACCCGAUGGAAGAUUUUAUAAAAGACAGCAUCAGAGACGCGUUAAUGUCGGUGGAACCUACACCUGAACCGUCAAUACCUACCAUACUGCCAUCUUCGUUAAGUGAAAAGGACCUAUUAGCGGCACUGCUGGCGGAUCUGUCCGAUACACCUUUACUCAUUCCUCACUUGCCAGAAUCCGAACGACUGAACAAUCUUCAAGAAUGGGUUAGGAAACGCGUAAAUGGCAAGAUAAAUCCUAAAGACCAUAAAAAAUUGAUUUUAAAAUCCCAGCGUCGGUGGCUUGACCUUAAGCAUAUGGACUUUAGAGCGAGAGCUUUUAGGAUACCAUUCACACUGAAGCAACUGGAACAUAUGAAUUGGUCUUACAGAUUAGAAGUACAAAAAUUAUUUUACAUAUUAUUAAAUAACUUUGUCUCAAGAAAUAGGCUGAAGCAAGUGGAGCAAUCCCGUUUAUGGUGGUCUACAACUAAAUACGAUACAUAUCCCAGCAAAGCAUUUUUAGAUAUCUUUUUUACGUACAUGCCACCCAGAAUGAAGGAUACUUUCUUAAUAAACCCAUAUAGUUCUGAACUCACUCCUAAGUAUGGUGCUAAGACUUGUCCAUUGUAACGUUAAGUAAUGAUUGUAAAUUGUAUAAUGUCAGCUUUUUUUCGUUAGAAAUUGUGUGUAGGUACUUUUAUGUAAUUUUAAACACAAAUAUACUGUCCUUUUGUUUUUUGUAUCCAUGUUGUAAAGUAAAAUGAUUCAGUUAGUUAUUACUAAUUAAUUUGUGUUAAGAGCUAAUUAAUUUAUAAUGUAUUUCAUUUUAAUAAAAAACAAAUGUGACAUA